AUGGACGACGAGCGAAUACCCAUACGACUCUUCUACGGAGACGUCGCGAUGGGUUCUCGCCGUCAAGGAGGCCAAAUUCGUCGAUAUAAGGACACUCUGAAUUCCUCCCUGAAGCGUCUGCAAAUCAACCCGACCAACUGGGAAGAGCUCGCUCGCGAUCGUCCGACCUGGAGGAGAACAGUGAAGACGGGCGCUGCGAUCUACGAAGCCAACCGCAUCGCUGCCGCCAAAGCGAAACGCGAAGCACGCAAAUCACAACUGCGCCCAAUCCGCAACGCCGACGCACAACCGCUUUCAAUGUGUCCUCGAUUUCAACGGACAAUCCGGGCUCGAAUCGGACUUGUUGGACAUCUCCAGAUCAGCUGCGCCUCUCGAACUGCACAAACAAUCGUCCCCCCGCUCGCCUAUUCCUCGUCCUCUUCGCCGCCAACUAACUCUGACAAUUCUUCUGAACCACCACUUCCAUCCUUCUCCUUCUCCUCCUCCUACUCCUUCUUCUUCUUCUUCUUCUUCUUCUUCUUCUUCUUCUUCUUCUUCUCCUCCUCCUCCUCCUCCCACACCACUGCGUUCACGACGCCCGCUCAGGCGGCUGUCACGCACACAACAACCGACACCACCCCCACUGCAUCCGACUCCAGCGAUCAGGAUCAGAUCUACACCUGCCCUCACUGCGACCGAACAUUUACCUUACACAUGGGCCUGGUUGGUUACUUGCGAAUCCAUCGCACAGAGACUGGCGAACCAGUGCCUGGAGCACCAACCUACACCCACCGCACUCACCUCCACUGCCACACUGCUCUCGCACCUUCACGCAUCGCGUGGGUCUAUUCGGCCACAUGCGCAUCCACGAGAGCGGAAUUGACUGCAUUUCCGACACACCCACCACGUCCACCACACCCAACACUGCCAGCCCCACCCUCGCUCCAUGGCCCUGCGCGCCGAUCACCACCGCCACCAUUACCACCACCGACUCCUCUGUAGCUGACAUCGACACCCCCGACCUCUCCUGCCCACACUGUUCACGCACAUUCACUUAUCGCAUCGGCCUGGUCGGUCACUUGCGAAUCCAUCGCACAGAGACUGGCGAACCGGUGACUGGAGGACCAACCUAUACCCAUCAGUCUCGUCUCAACCGCCCACACUGUCCUCGCACUUUCAGGCAUCGCGUGGGCCUAUUCGGCCACAUGCGCAUCCACGAGAGCGGAAUUGACCGUCAUUCUGACACACCCAACACAUCCCAAACAUCCACCGUGCACACCCCCACCCUCGCUCCAUCCGCCUGCGCCACUACCACCACCGCCUCCUCUGUAGCUGAUACUGACACCGCCGACUUCUCAUGCCCACACUGUCCGCGCACCGUCACCUCAAACAUUGGCCUGGUCGCUCACUUGCGAAGCUAUCGCACACAGACUGGCGAACCAGUGCCUGGAGCACCAACCUACACCCACCGCACUCACCUCCACUGCCACACUGCUCUCGCACCUUCACGCAUCGCAUGGGCCUAUUCGGUCACAUGCGCAUCCACGACGACCUGCGGUGGACAACCGCCGGUUACAACACACCACAACACCCUCCCGUCCUGCCUACUCCUCCACCACCACCACCACCACCCCACCACACAUCAACACUCACCCACCGCAAGCACCAAACUGCCACCUCCCGCGCAAGUGGGAAGUGUGAAUCUCGACUCGGUCUCCAUGCGGCUUCGGCUGCACGGAUGA
This is a messenger RNA of Spirometra erinaceieuropaei, 1721 nucleotides long. The record is from the annotation of a GenBank genome assembly. Lineage: Eukaryota; Metazoa; Platyhelminthes; Cestoda; Diphyllobothriidea; Diphyllobothriidae.